Molecule: messenger RNA, 834 nt
Organism: Cylindrotheca closterium
Lineage: Eukaryota; Bacillariophyta; Bacillariophyceae; Bacillariales; Bacillariaceae
Source: the annotation of a GenBank genome assembly
AUGCGUUUUUUGUUGAAUUCAAAGGCCCAUCGGACCGGGAAGGAGAUCCUGAAAAGCACUAUCACCAAGACAAGAGGGAAACAGCAACUGGAUGCAGCAUCAACCAAGGCGUCGUCUGCUGGUGUAUCAGCAUUGCACGAGAAAUCGUGGGGUCAACAGUGCUCGCCAACGUGUGGCUGCGUCGUCCGUUUCGAAGCAAAGAUUGAUCCUGUCUCUAAAACAAUAGUGGAUAUCCACUACCAUGCCAAGAGAGUGGUGGCAAUGACAUCUAAGGAUAAGUCCAAGCUUGAACCUGUACUUACGACACGAACCGGCAAGCCAAUGUUCCGAGAGUGCAAUUGCGAAACCGUUCAUCAGCUGGCGGCCGAAAUUACUUCCUUUCUCCCCAACCGAAGGUUAGAAAAGGUGCAGAAUAUGACCGAUUUUGCCAAAACAAGAUCGUCCACGGCCUUUCGACAUGCGGUAUUGGCCGAGCAGAAUUUACCACGAGAAAGUACCCACUGUUUUGAUGUUGUGGAAGAGGCCUUUACUGCAAUGAUAAGCGGAAAUAUGCCGACACAAAGACGAAAUCAAGGUACCUUUGCUCAGUCGUUGACACAGGAGCUGCUUCAUAACAACAAUAAAGUUGCGGGCAUGGGUAGGACUCGACUGUCGUUGUCGUCGCCAGGAUCCAUGUCAACAUUAAAGAUGUUCGACAUUGAGGAUGACUACUGGGAAAGUGAGCUCUCCCAGAGUUAUUUCGAGAAGGAUAACCACGAAGAACCACCGAGAUCAAAAUUUGACUGGGUUUCUUACGUUGAUGAAAACUACCAAGAUGAGGAUUAUUCUGCUUGA